Messenger RNA from Clupea harengus (Atlantic herring), 815 nucleotides. RefSeq names its product septin-4-like. The record is from RefSeq and is a predicted model, not a curated record. Gene Ontology annotation, molecular function: GTP binding. Lineage: Eukaryota; Metazoa; Chordata; Actinopteri; Clupeiformes; Clupeidae. The transcript has 6 exons. Bases 81 to 806 code for a protein of 241 amino acids.
UCAGGUAGGCUUGCUUGGAUACAUAUGAUAUCUCUGCAUGAAAGCACUUGAACAUCUGUAGUCUAUCCCUUUGUACAGAGAUGAUGAAGAGAACAGUUGGUAUAACUAGGAAGACAGUAGACAUUGAGGAAAAGGGAGUCAGGCUGAAGCUCACCAUUGUGGAUACACCAGGCUUUGGGGAUGCUUUGGACUGCACAGACAGCUCUUAUCCUAUAGUGGACUACCUCCAUCAGCAGAUGGAACAAUAUCGUAUGGAUGAGGUGGGCAUGCCUCGCACCCAGAUCAAAGACAGCCGGGUCCACUGUUGCCUCUACUUCAUCUCCCCCUAUGGUCACGGUCUCAAACCCCUAGAUGUAGCUUUUAUGAAGGAGCUGCAGGCGAAGGUCAACAUCGUUCCUGUAAUUGGUAAAGCCGACUGCCUCACCAAGGCCGAGUUGCUACGUAAGAAAGAAAGGAUACGGAAGGAGAUAGAGUUCCAUAAAAUAAAGAUCUUCCAGUUUUCAGACUGUGACUCUGAUGAUGACAUAGAGUGGACAAGGCAGGACCAUGAGAUGAAGAAUAGCAUCCCUUUUGCUGUGGUUGGGAGUAAUAUGCAGCUGAGAGUGGAUGGGAGGACUGUGAGAGUCCGGGCAUACCCGUGGGGAGUGGUGGAAGUCGAGAACCCUGACCACAGUGACCUGGUUCACUUGAGAACUAUGCUGGUACGCACUCAUAUGCAGGACCUGAGAGAGAAGACCCAUGACAACCUGUAUGAGCAAUUCCGCAUCCGUCGCAUGAAUAUGCGGAGUCCUAGCGCGGCAUUCUAGGAAGCAAGC